AUAUUGCAGGUCGCAUGGAUUUUGAGCCAUCUGAGGGCAGGUACCUGGCUUACCCCAACAACAGGGAAGUGACCUUAUUGGAGUAUGAGACUUGGGGACAAAGGAUGACAUUCACACACAGCUCAAUAAAAUGUGCAAUAUCCCAAUGUCGCUUUUCACCAUGUGGUCAAUAUUUGGCGGCAAGCACCAUAGCCGGGCAGAUAGCGGUGUGGGAAGUACAGUCCGGUACUUGCACGGGCAUCAUCGAGCAUCCCACAUCACAUAAUGUUACAGCGAUAGCAUGGAACCCUAAAGGAAAUGGUGUGUUGGCGUAUUGCGAUGUGUCCGGGCAGCUGGGUGCACUGAUGAAUUGCUAUGGCAAGGACAGCAAGGCUGAUGCUGAUGCGCCUGACGAUGUUGAAAUGGUGGAGAGAGCUGAUGAUGGUAAUGACUUGGACAAUUUGAUCGAAAACUAUAACAGUGACGACGAUGACAACGCGAUAUCGCUAGAGAAGCUCAAGAAUGAAACGCUAGGGUUGGGGACAGUGAGAGACGAAGACGAGUCAAGACCCGUGUCGCGGCACGAGCCGGCGGCGACCACGGUGCCGCCGCAGGCGCCGUUCCAGCUUUCUGCGACCCCGGGACACCUUGAACAUAGAUACAUGUGCUGGAACGACAUCGGCAUAGUCCGAUGCCACACGCAGGAGAACGGCGAGUCGACCAUCGACGUAGAGUUCCACGACACCAACCUCCACCACGGGAUCAAUCUCAACAACUACCUGAAUCACACCAUGGCCAGCCUGUCUGCGAGCGUGCUGGUGUUGGCCUGUGAAACGUCUAGGUUAGUUAGGCCCAUUUGUAUCAUUCCGCCAACCCGGGGUUAACCGGUUAAACCUGGAGUUACCAUGGUUAUUUACCAGUACAAUUUGACACUAGGUUAA
This is a messenger RNA of Cydia fagiglandana, 920 nucleotides long. Its product is annotated as WD repeat and HMG-box DNA-binding protein 1-like. The record is from RefSeq and is a predicted model, not a curated record. Bases 15 to 863 code for a protein of 282 amino acids. Gene Ontology annotation, cellular component: nuclear replication fork. Gene Ontology annotation, molecular function: protein binding; chromatin binding. The transcript is spliced from 5 exons. Gene Ontology annotation, biological process: mitotic cell cycle; DNA-templated DNA replication; DNA repair. NCBI's taxonomy places the organism in Eukaryota, Metazoa, Arthropoda, Insecta, Lepidoptera, Tortricidae.